Molecule: messenger RNA, 1806 nt
Organism: Myotis lucifugus (little brown bat)
Lineage: Eukaryota; Metazoa; Chordata; Mammalia; Chiroptera; Vespertilionidae
Product: E3 SUMO-protein ligase PIAS3
Exons: 6
Biological process (GO): protein sumoylation; regulation of transcription by RNA polymerase II
Molecular function (GO): transcription coregulator activity; zinc ion binding; SUMO ligase activity
Source: RefSeq, a predicted model, not a curated record
AGAACUCCUCUCUCCACAGCUCGGGAAGAUGCGCUUGACCGUCCCUUGUCGUGCCCUCACCUGCGCCCACCUGCAGAGCUUCGAUGCUGCCCUGUAUCUGCAGAUGAAUGAGAAGAAGCCAACGUGGACGUGUCCUGUGUGUGACAAGAAGGCUCCCUAUGAAUCUCUUAUCAUUGAUGGUUUAUUCAUGGAGAUUCUUAAUUCCUGUUCGGACUGUGAUGAGAUCCAGUUCAUGGAAGAUGGAUCCUGGUGCCCAUUGAAACCCAAGAAGGAGGCAUCUGAGGUUUGCCCCCCACCAGGGUAUGGGCUGGAUGGCCCCCAGUACAGCCCAGUCCAAGAGGGCAAUCCAUCAGAGAAUAAGAAGAAGGUUGAAGUUAUUGACCUGACAAUAGAAAGCUCAUCAGAUGAGGAGGAGGACCUGCCCCCGACCAAGAAGCAUUGCCCUGUCACCUCAGCUGCCAUCCCGGCUCUGCCUGGAAGCAAAGGGGUCCUGGCAUCUGGUCACCAGCCGGCGUCGUCGGUGCUGCGGAGCCCUGCGAUGGGGGCGCUGGGCAGCGAGUUCCUGUCCAGUCUCCCACUGCACGAGUACCCACCUGCCUUCCCCCUGGGGGCGGACAUCCAAGGUUUAGAUUUAUUUUCUUUCCUUCAGACUGAAAGUCAGCACUACGGCCCCUCCGUCAUCACCUCGCUAGAUGAGCAGGAUGCCCUUGGCCAUUUCUUCCAGUACCGAGGGACCCCUUCCCACUUCCUGGGCCCAUUAGCCCCCGCACUGGGGAACUCUCACCGCAGCACCACUCCAGCACCCCCUCCUGGCCGAGUCAGUAGCAUUGUGGCUCCUGGGGGGGCCUUGAGGGAGGGGCACGGAGGACCCCUGCCCCCAGGCCCCUCUUUGACUGGCUGCAGGUCAGACAUCAUUUCCCUGGACUGAGUCCCCUGGAUUAUGGAACCUUCACUGUCUCCCAGCAAAAAUGGGCAAGGAUGCUGUGGAGUCCAGAGCCCUGGCCACUCUGCCCCUGAGGGGGGGUUUGGCCACAGGCAAGAAAGACCUUCACAGACACUAGUUUUUGGCCUCAUUUCUGCCUGACAAGGCCGGCAUCCAAAGGGUUAAUAUUUAACCUCUUUUAAAGGACAUUGGGUCCUUCCUACUUUUUGAAGUGUUCUUGAGAUGGCUGGCAUAUCCCUUUGGGUAUGUUAGCGAAGGCAGUGGGAGGCAGAUGGGAUGGGGUGGGAGUUGCGGGGAGGGCUGAAUUCUAUGCCCUCUCUUCCCAGUCCCCGAACCAUGGCUCAGUUCCGUCCCCAGAGCCACUGUCUCUUCAUGUCCAUCUGUUCUCUUUGGCCAAACAGACAGGUGGAGAACUAAGACAGACAGACACAUGGACAGAGAACUCUAUUUUGGGUUGUAGAUUUUUUGUACAUAAACAAGGAAAACCAAAAUACAUCCAAAGACGACUUCCCCUGCCUCCUACUUCCCAGUGUAUCUCCCUGAGGCAGAGACAAGGCCUUAGCCCUGACCCCCAGGAGUCUGGGAGCAGGGCCCGGCCGAUGCCUGGGGCUCUCUCUAUUUAUAUAUUUAAGUUCACAGUGUUUCUCAUGCUGACCAGCCCAGCGCCCGCGCCUCUAACGGCCCGCAGCCUGUGGUGAGGUCUGGCUGACUCUGCACCUUUCCUGGGAGGUGGGAGGACCCUUGUGUUGUCCCCAGUCUCCUUUUUCAGGCUCCUCCAGGGCCUAGGACCUCUGUUGUAAUUUUACUUUUUAUUCCCAAAGUUGUAGCAAAGUUCUUACCCAUAAUAAAGGUUGUGAAUCUUC